UUUCCCGCUCCCCUGUCAGCUCGGUAUCGCCUCUCCCGUUAACUGGAACGUUCCAGAAUCAGGCACCCUCACAGACUCUGAUGGAGGCGCGUCCUAAUGUUUCGCCUGCUGCAGUCUCAUUUCGCACUUCUCCUCAGUUUUCUAACAACGCUCUCCCUGCGCAGCUGACCUCGAGAUCUGACGUCCCUCCGCUUUCAUUUUCCAACAACGCACCGCCUACGCAACUGUUCUCCAGAUCUGACGCUCCUCGCUUGUCAUUUACAAAUACUUUGCCGCCAGCUCAACCCAUCUUCAGAUCUGACACUUCCAGGGUGGCGCUUCCUAACAGUGCACCUCAAACACAGAUGGGCUCUGACGUCCCACGGCUGUCAUUUCCCAACAAUGCACCUCCAGCGAGGGUUGUGUUCAGACCAAAUGCUCCUCAGGUGCCAAUCUCAAAUGGCGCAUCGCCAACGCAGCUGUUCCCCAGAUCAGAAGCUUCUCGCCCGUCAAUCUCCAACACUGCGGCUCCAUCACAAGUGGGGCCCAGCUCUGGCGCUUUUCGUUUCGCACCUUCCACGAGUGCUUCUUCAUCGCAGCUGGUCUCCAGGCCUGAAGCGUUUUCUUCACCACAGAGAGUAUCGAUUUCAAACAGGGCUCUCUGCACACCAGAGAAUCCGUGCAACUUCCCAGCAAUCUCAAACGAAAUAUCUGCUGGAAAAGAGACACCAGCCAACUACCAGUUCAGCUACGCGGUGCAGGACGCCGCCUCCGCCUCAGAUUUCGCCCACGAGGAAUCUGCGCAACAGGAGGGCAUCAAGGGCCAGUACCGCGUGCUGCUUCCAGACGGCCGGCAGCAGGUCGUCUCGUACAGAGCCGACGAGACCGGCUUCAGGCCGGAGGUAUCCUACCAGUAGCUCCAAGCCGCACUACCGCCAGCCGGCCAGCUGGAGGAGGUAUCUCACCAGCACCUCCACAACAGAACACCACCGGCAGUUUCCCCCUCACCGUCAAGGUUGACGAAACAGUUACCGCAGCAUUUGCACGAUGACUCUGGCGCUGCACGACACAAGAACACAAGCCUUGAGAAGUGUUUCACCACCAGAUUACGUUAAGAAAUACCUGCGGCAGAGGAGAAUGGAGCAGCUUCUCAGUACCGAAUA
Schistocerca serialis cubense is the source of this 1142-nucleotide messenger RNA. RefSeq lists its product as uncharacterized. The transcript has 2 exons. The coding region runs from base 81 to 896 and encodes 271 amino acids. Lineage: Eukaryota; Metazoa; Arthropoda; Insecta; Orthoptera; Acrididae. The record is from RefSeq and is a predicted model, not a curated record. Gene Ontology annotation, cellular component: extracellular matrix.